AUGGCGUGGCAGGUGAGCGUGUACGAGCUGGAGGCACGGCUGCAGUGCCCAAUCUGUCUGGAGGUCUUUGCCGAGCCACUGAUGCUGCAGUGCGGCCACUCCUACUGCCGGACCUGCCUGCUGGCCCUGUCCUGCCGCUCGGGCCCCGAGCUGCGCUGCCCCGUGUGUCGGCAGGUGGUAGACGGCAGCAGCUCCUCGCCCAACGUCUCACUGGCACGGGUUAUCGAGGCACUGCGGUGGCCCCGGGAGCUGGAGCCAGAGCCCAAAGUCUGCCCCCGCCACUGGAAUCCACUCAGCCUCUUCUGUGAGAAGGACCAGGAGCUCAUCUGUGGCCUCUGUGGCCUGCUGGGGCCCCACCAGCAGCACCGUGUUACGCCUGUGUCCACGGCUUAUAGCCGCAUGAAGGAGGAACUGGCUGCGCUGCUUUGCCACCUGAAGCAGGAACAGAAGGAAGUGGAGCAGCUCAUCGCCAGGCUGGUGAACAACAGGACAAGAGUCGUGAAUGAAUCUGACGUGUUCAGCUGGGUGAUCCGGCGGGAGUUCCAGGAGCUGCAGCACCUGAUAGACGAGGAGAAGGCACGCUGCCUCGGUGGGGUGGAGGCCCAUACCCGAGGCUUGUUGGCCUCCCUCGACUCACAGCUAGAGCGUGCGCAGGCCACGAGGGAGCGGCUGGGCCAGGCUGAGCGGGCACUGGAGCAGUUCAGUAAUGAAGGCCACCACGAGUUCAUCCGGAAGUACCACUCGUUGGCCUCCAGGUAA
Molecule: messenger RNA, 759 nt
Organism: Suncus etruscus (white-toothed pygmy shrew)
Lineage: Eukaryota; Metazoa; Chordata; Mammalia; Eulipotyphla; Soricidae
Product: E3 ubiquitin-protein ligase TRIM50-like
Exons: 4
Coding region: 1-759 (252 amino acids)
Molecular function (GO): zinc ion binding
Source: RefSeq, a predicted model, not a curated record